UACUAACGAUUGCAACUAUUCUGUUCGUUCUCAGGUUUGACAUGGGACAAUGAAGAAAUGAUUGGACUUUUUAGAAAAAUAUGUUUCAUUUCAGAACAAUCUAGAGGACUGAGAUUUAUUUCACAGGCUCCUUCAAACAGAAGAAAACUGUAUUCUAUUGGUUGCCUAUCCAUAGCAAUUACAACUGCAGGGUUUUAUGUCGUGAGAUACAGUAUCUUACAUGAUACAAACUUUCGAACUGUGACACAGUCAACAGCAUUAGACAGAGAUAGAUACAAACAGUACAAAAAUCCAGAGGAUAUUGCUGAACUUCAAAUUAAAGAUCACCAGAAACCAAAAAGAAUCUUCAAUUUGAAAGACAAGUUAGGAAAUCAGGUUGGAGCACAUAUACCAGUAUCUCUAAUAGGACUCCUUCAUUUUAAUGAUCCACACAUGCUGGUUUUGCUGACCCAAUCAGCAGACCCUGCAAAGAGAAAGAAGGCAGUUCAAACUUUGGGGACUAUCCAUCAUUGGCCAGAUGAGAAAUAUGAAUGGGUCAGGAAAGCUUGUGAUUCCAGAACAUUAGUUGGAUUAGCUAGGACAGAAGAUGUAGAUGGGCGAUUUUUUACUCCAUUUCCUACCCCAGACAAAUUAGAGGGAGAUCUGGAGUCUGGGUUGAAAGUUUUAUUGUCCUCGUUGCCAAAAGAUGGCUUCAGCAAAUGUUUGGAGUAUUUUACAACACAGGCCCUGAUUGAGGGGAAUAUAGAAGAAGAGCGAGGAGGAUACUGGAGUUUUGGAGGACCUGGGGUUGAUUUUGCUAAAACAGUUAGCAGAGGGCCAGAAGAGAGGGUGGAAAUUAUCUGCCUACAAGCUCUGAUCAGUCAUUCAAAUGAGCCACAUCAUUGCUUUGAGAUGAUGAAAAUGGGAGUACUACCACUUCUACAACAGACUUACCACAAGAGAAAAUACAGCAUAGUGAUGAGGAGACAGAUUGCUAGAAUUCUGGGGAAUUUGUCUGUACAUGAAGAACUACAUCCAGAAAUCAUUAAAGGGGGUUGGGUAUCCCUAUUGUAUAAAUGGUCCAAGUCCUCAGACCUGCAGCUAUCAUUACAUGCCUCUAGAGCUCUGGUUAAUUUAGACAGAGAUGAUGGGACCUUUCUGUAUCCCAGUGGUGUCUACCUUGUACACCCAACAAAGAGAUCUAAAGACCCAGUGAUGGCUGAUGUGGUUUUUGUCCAUGGAUUACUUGGUGGACCAUUUAAAACCUGGAGACAACAGGACAGAAAGAUGCCAGACAAAGACAAUGUAGCAGAAGGGGUGGCAAGUGUUCGCAAAGGAACAUACACCUUCUGCUGGCCAAAGGAUUGGCUGUCCAAGGAUGUUCCCUUUGUUCGGAUUUUAUCUGUAGAGUAUGACACAAAUCUCAGUACUUGGAAUGCCAACUGUCCUUAUGAGACAGAAAAGCGUUCCCUGCCAAGAAGAGCUUCGGAACUUCAAAAAAAGUUGAAGGCAGCAGGGGUGGGGUCACGACCUAUUAUCUGGGUCACACAUUCAAUGGGAGGGCUGUUGGUCAAGGAAGUUUUAAGUCAGAGUAACCUACAUCCAGAUUGUUCAGACAUUGUUCACAACACAUCAGGAGUCAUCUUUUACAGCACCCCACACCGAGGCUCUGCCCUCGCUAACAUCUCAAACCGUGGGAGUCGUAUUUUCUCCCCCACAGUAGAAGUCCAGGAACUAAGUCAAGAUUCUCUAGCUCUGAGAACCUUACACAACAACUUUAAGCAGAUUGUGUCAGAAAACAGAAUCAAGUGUCUGAGUUUUGGUGAAACAGAGAAGCAGACUGUUGGAUACAAAAGGAUCAAACUUCUUAUUGUCCCACCUGAGUCUAGUGACCCUGGUAUUGGAGAGUUCCACCCUUUGUCAACCACUCACCUUAAUGUAUGCAAGCCAUGGGACCAGAAUUCUGAACUUUAUUUACUCACAGUCAAAUUCAUCAAACACUGUAUAAUGUUAGAUCCUGUAAAUCGUAUCUUAAAGACUGGAAAUGUUGUCCACAGUCGAAUAAGUGUGGACAGAUUCAACAAGUAUUCUACCAACAAGGACAUGGAGAAAAAGACUGAAUAUGAAAAGAGUGAUCCAGGAAAAGAAAUUGAAAGUAGAGAAAAAGAAGAACAAGUGAUUGAUGGAUUUAAGGAAGGGCAAUUAAAUGAUGAAGAGAUAGCUAGAAAUGAUAGUGAUCAUGGUGAUGAUGGAAAAAAGGAGAUUGAAGAGAGCCUAGCUGAAAUAGUCGAAGAGUCUGUCAAGGGAGAGUCUGAGAAUGGUGGACAGGAUGAAAAUGAGGCUAACAGUGAAAAUGAGGCUGACAAUGAAAGAGAAGAAAGUUUAAAAGAGGAAGAAGGAGCAAAUACUGAUAAUGUUAAAACAGGUGAGGAAACUGUGAUAAAAAGUGAGGAUAAAGAAAUUGAUCAUGUGCCUACAGGGGAAGACAACACAUCAAAGGAUUUUGAAGAUAGUGAAAAAGUGAAAAAUGAAAUGGAUAUGAAACCCAAAGAUUCCAGUCAAAUGGAAAAUGGGGACUCUAGUGUGACCUUGAGUAAAUCUGAGAUCACCCCGGGAGAUAUUGAGGACUCGGAUGUGAUUUCUAAUGGAUUUGAGGUCAUUCCAGAUGAGAGUGUCAACAUUCCUUUUACCCACUAUGUGGAUCAUAAAAAUCUCAUACGUUCAGGAAUAGCGGGCCAGACUGAGAGAAAUGAUGGUGAAAUGGAACUUACACAUCUUCUGAAGGGGUAUAAAAACAGUAAUAAGGAACUAAAAGACUUUCACAGGAAGAACAGCUGGGAUACCCACCACACCAUCCGAGGUCAACUCUGGGUCAGAGUCUGUGAAACUCUUCACAAAGCCAAAGGAAAUCUAUAUGAAGAUUAUGAAAAAGAUCUUUUCCACCAAAGAAACACAGAUGACAUAGCUUUACCUCCCUUUGUGGAUUUUAAUAACCUCACUUCCUAUCACCUGUCUGAACAGGGAACCAAAACUGUGGCCAAAAUCCUCGCUAUAAUCCAAAAUACCAAUCCAGAGAUUUUGUAUUGUCCUACACUGUAUGCCAAGCUGAGUAUUUUCCUCCAUUACAUGGGACCCUCUGAUGCUUUUAACUGUAUUUAUGCUUUACUGCGUUCCAAAGAUGCCUGCAUCAUGCAGACCAAAGUUGCUGUUGAGGCUUCCAAACUUGUACUCAGAGACCUUACCAAAAAAUAUGCGAAAUCAGCUUAUGUAUAUUUGGUCAGACAUAGCAGUGACAUUACAUCUGUGUUUGAUUCGUGGAUGUGGUGGCUUUUUUCUGAUCUACCCUUCCCACACAUUGUGAGAAUUCUGGACUGUUAUUUAGUGGAAGGAGUGAAAGUGCUGUACAGAAUUGUUCUAGCUAUACUCAUCUUAUUUACAAAAUACUCAGUUUCAGCUAAACAACACCACCAUGGGGUAAUUACAGAUACUUACACUGUUUCUGAAAGAAUUCGACAAUUUUGUACCAAUAUGCCAUUCCCUGUUGAGAAACUGCUAAAGAGGGGCUUCAGGAUCAGAGGCUUGAAGAAGAAAGAAAUUAAGAAGUUACAACUUCGUCAUGAGAUGACAGUUAGUAGCCAGCACCAUCUUCAGCAAGAGAUACAGAAGUCAGCGUCCACACAUUCCUUCAGUGGUGUCCCCCACUCUCAUUCCUUCAGUGGUCGUAUUGUAUUUGAUCAAGCUCAGUCCAGCAUUGUCACCAGUAGUGAGAUGACUCGCAGUAGGUCUAUGGGCCUGCUUACUUUUCCCCCUGUGGAAAGUCUGGUAGUUAUUUUGGAGGAUCUGUAUACAAUAUGGUCCUGGCUGCCAGCUCGGUGUGCUGUGUGUCAGCCUGAACUGUUAUACACUUCUGAGGAGCAUGGGACAAGUCUGAGGACCCUGUACACACGAAUCGAGAACCACCAACCCACUCUGAUCCUCAUAAAGACUACUACUGAUGAGGUGUUUGGAGCCUUUUGUUCAAUGUACUGGAGGGAGAGGAAGAAGAGCAAUAAGAAUGUGUAUUAUUUUGGUACGGGAGAGACCUUUGUGUUUACGCUAUACCCAGAGAAAAAGAAGUACGAAUGGGUGGGGCUUCAUGAGGAAAAUAUUCCCAGCACCGCCAACAUGUUCCUAGCGGGAGACAGCAAAAUCCUCACUGUGGGAGGAGGCAAUGGUGAAGCUAUUCAGUUGGACGAGAAUCUCCUUCACUGUCGGACAGAGCACUGUGAUACUUUUGAUAACCCCCCUCUGUGUUCUCAUGAGGAUUUCACCUGUAAAGUGGUGGAGGUGUACGGAUUUCAGUAAACAUAGAAGAUACAGGGUCAAAUCAAAGGGCAUUUUACAACUAAUAAUAUCGAGUUCAUACAUUCCUGAACAUCACAAGCUAUGAACUGAGCUUAAAUGUAAGCAAUACUACUGUGAACUUCUGUGGCUGAAUAAAUGAUAAGAUCUGUCUGUUAUUUUGUAUGUAAUUAAUCAUGACAUAAUUAUUAUGUGAAUGAUCUUUGGAUGUGUGAUAUAUUCUUUCAGUGAAUGAAAUUGUGGAAAUAUGCCAGUAUCAAAUGUUCUCUAAAUUUUUGCAAUUUUGAUUUUGAUAAAUUCAGGAAAAGAAAGAUAACUCUUUCAAAGCAAUGCAACUGUGUGUAUUUGAAAUGGAUUGCAUUUAUUACAAUGCAGUGUAUUGUAGUAAAUUGCAUUUCUUUAGAAAUGAAAGAUUAUUUUAUAACUUUUUUGGGGUGUACAUGUAUAUUAGUAUAUUUAUGGAAUUAUAAAAUAUAAGUUGGAAUUUGUAUAACAUUUUAUGUUCCUGUAGCAUAGUUCAAAUCAAAAAAAAAAAAAAAAUGAAAAAAGUGCAAUAUGAUAUAGUGGGCAUGAUUUUUGAACAUAACUAAAUUUGAAUACUGUGUAAUAUUCUUGUUCAGAAUAUAGUUCUAGAAACAGUAUUUUUUCCAUUACUGAUGGAUUCUGUCUCUUCUAUGCCAUAUAAAUACUCGACCUCUACUUUCCAGUAAGAGUCUCUGUUCAUGAUUUUUAGUGCUACCAAACAUUGUCAAAAUCUAAAACAUAAUUCAUUGUCAAAAUAUUGUACAACAUAAUUUGAAAAGAUUAGUUGCUGAUAUUAUAAUGAAGAAGUGCAACUCUCCAAAAGAUAACAAGAAAAAGCAUAUUUCAUUGUGAAAAGAAAAAUUGUAGUUUGUUAUAAAAAUAGCAGUAAUGUACUGAUGAUGUAUGUGUUUGUGUAUGCAUUACAAACAAAACUUGUGUAGAUUGACUUGUACCUAUGUUUUAUCUUUGUUACCUUAGUCUGUUGAACUUUGAUUUUACUGAAUAUAUUGAUGCCAUUGAUUGCACAUUAUGCAAGAAGCUGGAAACUAUAGACAAAACAAAAAGUGUUGGAAAUGUUAUGUAAUUAAUUGGCUAUACUUGUACAUGUAAUUACUUAUCUACAAUUGUGCUGACCUAUUGAUAAUUUCUAUUUUCUUGCUACAAAGGCUAAACAUUGAAAAUUUGUGUUUUAAGGAAGCUGUAAACACUACAUGCUGAAGAGUUCCAAUUCCAUUGCAGUUUUUAUCAGAGUGAUCUCCCCUUUGAUAUAAGACUCAGUACAUAACGUUAUUACAUCAAAAUUGAGUAACUGAAUACAUUAUUUGCAUGUAUUUCUCAAUAUAAGUAAACAGCAGUGAUUUCUAUUCACUAAUACUUCAUUGUCUGAAAACAUAAAGUUCACCCGUGGAAACAUGGCAGUUACCUUAUUUUGAAACUGAACCACUUUCACAAAAUCCACAGAACAUUUUUCAUUGGUGUUUAGAACUUUCUUAAAAGCUGCUUUUACUGAUCGAUAAAGCUAGAAAUGUUUGCUUUCUUGCUUACUGUAGAACGAUGCCAGUGAUGAGAAUUAGAUAUAUAUGUACAAAAUGAUUGUCCAAAAAAUUCUUUAUACCCAUAUUUAUCUCUACUGUCAUUAAUAAUUAUUCCUAGUUUAUUUCAUUGUGUUGUUUAUUGUGCAAAAAAUGGUAUGGAUGAAAAUUAAAUGGGAAAAACAAGGAA
Molecule: messenger RNA, 6066 nt
Organism: Saccostrea echinata
Lineage: Eukaryota; Metazoa; Mollusca; Bivalvia; Ostreida; Ostreidae
Exons: 26
Coding region: 58-4323 (1421 amino acids)
Source: RefSeq, a predicted model, not a curated record